Vicia villosa (hairy vetch) is the source of this 700-nucleotide messenger RNA. RefSeq names its product deoxyuridine 5'-triphosphate nucleotidohydrolase. The transcript is spliced from 2 exons. Gene Ontology annotation, molecular function: magnesium ion binding; dUTP diphosphatase activity. NCBI's taxonomy places the organism in Eukaryota, Viridiplantae, Streptophyta, Magnoliopsida, Fabales, Fabaceae. The record is from RefSeq and is a predicted model, not a curated record. The coding region runs from base 76 to 531 and encodes 151 amino acids. Gene Ontology annotation, biological process: dUMP biosynthetic process; dUTP catabolic process.
GAAUAACCUAUAAAUUUGUCAUCAUCUUCGUUUUCAAUUUUCACUGUUCAGUUUCUAUCUUCAACGUUUUCAACAAUGGCUAACGUGAGCGGCGUUGUUCCCACAUCCCAUUUUCUAAGAGUCAAGAAACUAUCUGAUAAGGCUGUUAUACCUUCAAGAGGCUCCCCUCUCUCCGCCGGAUACGAUCUUUCCAGUGCUACCGAUGCCAAGGUUCCGGCUCGAGGAAAAGCUCUGAUCCCCACCGAUCUCUCCAUCGCCGUCCCUGAAGGAACCUACGCCCGCGUUGCACCGAGAUCGGGGUUAACUUGGAAGCAUUCAAUCGAUGUUGGUGCGGGAGUUAUUGAUGCUGAUUAUAGAGGUCCGGUUGGGGUUAUACUGUUCAACCACUCCGAUGUUGAUUUUGAAGUGAAGGUUGGUGAUAGGGUUGCUCAGUUGAUUAUUGAGAAGAUUAUUACUCCUGAGGUCUCUGAGGUUCUGGAUUUGGAUUCUACUGUUAGGGGUGAAGGUGGUUUUGGAUCUACUGGGGUUUGAGUAUGAGUGAAGAGAAUGGUUAAUUUUAGUGGUUUUAUACAUGUGUUUGUACUCGGGUUUUAAAGUGUUAGCCUUUAUUUUUUUCAGUAUUGAGGAAGACAUUCUCUGCUAUUAACAUCUACAAGAAUAUUAGUAUUAUCUGAUACAACUACAAGUUAUUUUGUUUUAU